This is a messenger RNA of Lycium barbarum (goji berry), 1802 nucleotides long. Its product is annotated as extensin-2-like. The record is from RefSeq and is a predicted model, not a curated record. Bases 1 to 1386 code for a protein of 461 amino acids. The transcript has 3 exons. NCBI's taxonomy places the organism in Eukaryota, Viridiplantae, Streptophyta, Magnoliopsida, Solanales, Solanaceae.
AUGAAAAGCUUAGGGAAGUUGGGCCAAUGGCCCUUACUAACAGCUGCUUUGGCAAUUUGCUUAGUAGCUAGCACUGUUGUUGCUGAUUACUCUUAUGAGUAUUCUCCCUCACCUUCUCACAACACUAACAAGUACUACAAAUCACCAUCUCCAUCCAAAUAUCAUGAGCCCACUACUUAUUACAAGAAACCUUCUCCAUCACACUACUAUUACAAAUCACCAGCUCCUUCAAAGAAAAACUACUACAAGUCGCCAUCACCAGUAAAAUAUUACAAAUCACACUUACCAUCAAAAUAUUACAAGUCACCUGUUCCUUCAAAACACUACUACAAGUCGCCCGUUGUAACGAAGUAUCACAAGUCGCAUGUUCCUUCAAAACAUUACUACAAAUCGCCGGUUCCUUCAAAGCAUUAUUACAAGUCUCCAUCUCCCUCAAAGCACUACUAUAAGUCACCAAUUGCAACCAAGUAUCACAAGUCACCUAUUCCCUCCAAGCAUUAUUACAAGUCACCCACUCCUUCAAAGAAAUACUACAAGUCCCCAACUCCUUCAAAGAAAUACUACAAGUCUCCAUCACCAGCAAAGUACUACAAGUCACCAUCUCCAGCAAAGUACUAUUACAAGUCACCUUCACCAACAAAAUAUUACAAAUCACCCGCUCCAUCUAAAAACUACAAGUCGCCUGCACCAACAAAGUAUUACAAAUCACCCGCUCCAUCUAAGUACUACAAGUCGCCUGCACCAACAAAAUAUUACAAAUCACCAGUUUACUACAAGUCUCCACCACCACCACCUUAUUAUAAGAAAUCACAAUCGUACUAUAAGUCACCUCCACCCCCUCCAAAAUAUUAUCAGUCACCUUUUUACUACAAGUCAUCUCCACCUCCAUCAAAAUACUAUGAGCAAUCACCAUCUUCUUAUAAAUCUCCGCCACCCCCACCAAAAUACUAUGAGCAAUCACCAACAAAUUAUAAGUCUCCACCUCCACCAUACUACCAAGAAUCUACACCUUACUAUAAAUCUCCUCCGCCUCCUCCAAAAUCCUACAAGCAAUCACCUGUAACCUACAAAUCACCACCUCCUCUUCAAAAGACCUAUGAACAAUCAACAUCAUACUACUCACCUCCACCACCACCGUACUAUAAGCAAACACCCACCUAUGCCUCACCUCCACCACCCGAGAAGUACGAGCAAUCUAUCACCUAUGCUUUACCUCCACCCUUGUCAGCAUCUCCUCCACCACCGGAGAAGUACGAGCAAUCUGCCACCUAUGCUUCACCUCCAUCCCCGUCACCAUCUCCUCCACCACCUACAAAGUAUGAGCAAUCUGCCACCUAUGCUUCACCUCCACCCCCGUCACCAUCUCCCCCACCAACCUACUACUAAUAUUCAAAUCCAUUCUCUUAAAUCAUUUUCCAAAUCUCCAUGACUUAUUAACUCCGAGUCCGGAGCCAAAAUGACAUAUUUUUACAGCAAUUAGACCAAAAUAGGCUGUCUUUUUUUUUUUAUACCCAAAUGGGUAUUUCGUUGAUCAUUCAACGAAAUACCCCAGUUACUGUUCAUAGCAGCAACUCUUUUUUUUUAAUUUUUUUUUUGCAUUUCGUGGAACAAUCCACGAAAUAGCUUUUUUUUUUUUUAAUUUCGUGAAAAAAAUGAUUUUUUUUUUACAUAUCAUGACACAAUCCACGAAAUAGAUGUUUUUUUAUUUUAUAUCGUGAAUAAAAAAAGAAAUAGGAAAUUAUAAUUAUUAUUUUUUUUUGCAUUUCGUGUAUUAAAAAACGAAAUAGGAUAAAUUUUUUUCU